Messenger RNA from Coniophora puteana RWD-64-598 SS2, 642 nucleotides. RefSeq lists its product as uncharacterized. NCBI's taxonomy places the organism in Eukaryota, Fungi, Basidiomycota, Agaricomycetes, Boletales, Coniophoraceae. Gene Ontology annotation, cellular component: Shu complex. The coding region runs from base 1 to 642 and encodes 213 amino acids. Gene Ontology annotation, molecular function: zinc ion binding. Gene Ontology annotation, biological process: double-strand break repair via homologous recombination. The transcript has 4 exons. The record is from RefSeq and is a predicted model, not a curated record.
AUGAUAACCAAACAAUGGCUUUCGCUUCGCGCGGCGCGGGCUCUCCUCUUGGACUCGAUCCACGUACUCUUCCAAGACUUCAGCCGGGGCAGGCUGGGGCUGUUGUCGACGCGUAACAUGCCAGCUGCUGGCGAAUCUACAUCCAUUCCCCAAGUUGCUCAAGCUCUCAUCGAGACCUUCAACACGGACGAAUGUAAGACUUUGAACUUUGCCCGUGCGCUCAAAGCUUUCGUCGAGGAAUCCGUCCAGGCCCUACGUGGUAUCUUUCCUGACACCACAAUCGUGGCCGCGCUCGAUCUCGUUGAUCGCGAAAGCGUGAUCAAGUAUAUUACACCAUGGAGUAGAGCGCACUAUCAAGUCAAUGGCACUUCCGCGACAUACGCGGUCUUCCUCUCCCUUCCAAACCACCAUUCCACCUACGUUCGUGCCAGCGCUAAUGUUCUGCCCACGGUCUCCCCUUCGCCUUCACACUACUGCACGUGUCCAGCCUUCGCGUUUAUGGUGCUCAUGGCCGAGUCUCACGUCAUGUGCAAGCAUGUACUUGCUGCGCUCCUUGCGGAGCGCCUCGGGCACCUCGCUGAGCGACCUAUCAACGGCGACCAGCUCGCAACCAUGAUGAUGGAACGCGCAGUGAUCGCAUAA